AUGUCAGAACGCGGUCAAUUCAGAGGCGGCAACAGAGGAGGAAACCGUGGUGGAAACCGCGGUGGAAGAGGUGGAGGUCGUGGCGGCGCUCACAACAACAACAACUCAUCGCACAACAACGAUUCCGAGACACCGCGCCCAAAGAAGGAGAAUAUUCUUGAUCUGAACAAGUACAUGGACAAGGAGAUUCAGGUCAAGUUCAGUGGAGGCAGAGAGGUCACCGGUACACUCAAAGGCUACGAUCAACUCAUGAACCUCGUCCUCGACGACGUCAAGGAAAUCACAAGAGACGACGAAGGCAAUACCUCGUCAAGACCACUCGGUCUCCUAGUCGCUCGUGGAACCCUCCUCGUCCUCAUUUCUCCCCUCGACGGCAGCGAAGAGAUCGCAAACCCUUUUGUGCAAGCUGAGGAGGAAGGUGCCGCUGCUAUCUGA
Molecule: messenger RNA, 435 nt
Organism: Aureobasidium melanogenum CBS 110374
Lineage: Eukaryota; Fungi; Ascomycota; Dothideomycetes; Dothideales; Saccotheciaceae
Product: U6 snRNA-associated Sm-like protein LSm7
Exons: 3
Coding region: 1-435 (144 amino acids)
Biological process (GO): mRNA splicing, via spliceosome; nuclear-transcribed mRNA catabolic process
Cellular component (GO): U12-type spliceosomal complex; U6 snRNP; U2-type prespliceosome
Molecular function (GO): RNA binding
Source: RefSeq, a predicted model, not a curated record